AUGACAUACUUUGGAGUUACAUUUCUGGGCGAGCUACCUAUGAACUUUACCUCUCUUGUCUAUGCAAAACCAGUCAUCGUCAACUCUGGAAAGCUAGAACCGCUAAUAUUGAAAAGGUAUAUGCAACAACGUCAGCCAGAAGCUCUUCUUCUUCGAGAAUUCGAUGAAAUCAUCCUCGUCCGUCUCCCCAUCUGCAUUGAGGCUUACCUAAACGAGCUACUCUCUCACAGGAUCAUCAAAUAG
This is a messenger RNA of Sclerotinia sclerotiorum 1980 UF-70, 243 nucleotides long. RefSeq lists its product as hypothetical. The transcript is spliced from 3 exons. The record is from RefSeq and is a predicted model, not a curated record. Bases 1 to 243 code for a protein of 80 amino acids. Lineage: Eukaryota; Fungi; Ascomycota; Leotiomycetes; Helotiales; Sclerotiniaceae.